AUGCCACAGAUCCUCUACAAUGGCAGCUAGAUAACCCACACUUAAAGAAUCCACUGCAGGCUUCCUGGAGGGAUUAACGGAAAGCCCUUUGACAUGAUGACGCUGGGUGCGGUAGCCUCAGUGAUUUUGGCCAUAGGAGGAGCAGCUCUGUUUUCUUCAGUUCACAAGAUUGAAGAAGGACACACCGGUGUUUACUACAGGGGCGGGGCUCUGCUGACAACCACCAGCGGUCCAGGGUUCCACCUGAUGCUGCCAUUUAUCACCACCUUCAAGUCUGUACAGACCACCCUGCAGACAGAUGAAGUCAAAAAUGUCCCUUGUGGCACAAGUGGUGGUGUCAUGAUCUACUUUGAUCGAAUAGAGGUGGUGAACUACCUCAUACCCUCAGCUGUGUACGGCAUUGUGAGAAACUUCACGGUGGAUUACGACAAGGCUCUGAUCUUCAACAAAGUUCACCACGAGCUGAACCAGUUCUGCAGUGUGCACACACUUCAGGAGGUCUACAUAGGCCUGUUCGAUCAGAUUGAUGAGAAUCUGAAGCUGACCCUGCAGGAAGAUCUGACCUUAAUGGCUCCUGGUCUUAUCAUUCAGGCUGUUCGUGUCACCAAACCCAACAUACCCGAGUCCAUUCGUAGGAACUAUGAGCUCAUGGAGAGUGAGAGGACCAAGUUGCUGAUUGCUGCAGAGACUCAGAAAGUGGUAGAGAAGGAGGCGGAGACUGAGAGGAAAAGAGCCGUUAUUGAGGCUGAAAAGGUGGCUCAAGUUGCCGAGAUCAAAUUUGGACAGAAAGUGAUGGAGAAGGAGACGGAGAAAAAGAUUUCGGAAAUCGAGGACAGUGCUUUUCUUGCGAGGCAGAAAGCUAAAGCAGAUGCUGAGUUUUAUACGGCUCAGAGGACAGCCGAGGCCAAUAAGUUGAAGUUGACCCCUGAGUACCUGCAGCUGAUGAAGUUUAAAGCUAUAGCUGCCAACAGUAAGAUCUACUUUGGCAGUGAGAUUCCUCACAUGUUCAUGGACUCUGGACCUGGAAGCAGCUCGUCCAGAACCUCCAAAGCCAUCGACGUCCUGUCUGAGGACUUACUCAACCUGGACUGACACACACACAGAGAGACACAGCUGAGCAGAUAUACAGGUGACAGUGGAGGGUGGAGGUAGCAGGAGCCCGUGGUCUGGGAGUGGACCAACUGAAGAAGAGCAACAUUAGGAAAACAACCACAGCUGCUUCAUUCCGGCUGUGGAGAGCGACUGACCGCACAGCGCUGAGUUACCGCGGCUCUGUUUACACUCUUAAACUGAAAGCACUUACAGACGUGGUCAGCAUUCAGAACAGCACAGCCUCUGUUCCUGACCAUCAGAUCAGCGUCUGACCAUGAGCUUCACACCACAUUCAGUGCUGAAGACAACAGAGUCUGUGUUCUCUGAACAGAGGACAGCAGUGCAGCCCCAAACGAGUGUCACUCUUUCUUUUUUUCUCUCACUCCUGUUUCCCCUGUCUUUUUCUUCCCCCCUCCUUCUGUCUUCUUUCUCUUUUUUCCCCCUUAUC
This is a messenger RNA of Colossoma macropomum (tambaqui), 1540 nucleotides long. It is a transcript of the gene erlin2, whose product is annotated as ER lipid raft associated 2. NCBI's taxonomy places the organism in Eukaryota, Metazoa, Chordata, Actinopteri, Characiformes, Serrasalmidae. Gene Ontology annotation, biological process: SREBP signaling pathway. The transcript is spliced from 12 exons. Gene Ontology annotation, molecular function: ubiquitin protein ligase binding; cholesterol binding. The record is from RefSeq and is a predicted model, not a curated record. Gene Ontology annotation, cellular component: endoplasmic reticulum; endoplasmic reticulum membrane. Bases 94 to 1092 code for a protein of 332 amino acids.